Messenger RNA from Oppiella nova, 831 nucleotides. NCBI's taxonomy places the organism in Eukaryota, Metazoa, Arthropoda, Arachnida, Sarcoptiformes, Oppiidae. The record is from the annotation of a GenBank genome assembly.
AUGUAUUUGUUGGGUAUUGCCAAGGGAGCCGGCCGCAAGCCAGGGCUAGAAAAGUUAUUUUUAUCGCCCAACGCGCAAGAGAUUAUUUUACCAGAGGAUUCGAACGCGCUACACUUAUUACAGAGGGUGCGUGACGAAGCGCACCGGUUUGCCAUCACUGGGCAUCGCCAGCAACGUGCUAAACGCCAGAUACACUCAGUGCUGGAAAACAUCGAGGGGGUGGGGGCUGCACGCCGUAGAGAAUUAUUGCGCCAAUUUGGUGGUUUACAGGAAGUACAAUGUGCUACUGUAGAGGAGCUAGCCAAGGUACCUGGCAUAAGCGUGGUUUUAGCGAAAAGGAUUUAUGAUGCGCUUAACAGAUUCAACCUACCAAAUCUUUUAACACUGUUGCGUAUUUUUUUAAUUCCCAUUUUUAUUCUCGCCUACUACACCUCAGGGGCUUUAAGCUAUUGGCUUACGACCAGUAUUUUCGUGUUUGCUUGCUUGACGGAUUGGUUCGACGGUUACCUAGCUAGAAAGUUAAGACAAGAAUCGCGUUUUGGGGCGUUUUUGGAUCCUGUAGCUGAUAAAUUAAUCGUAGUCGUGGCGUUAAUAUUAUUGGUGCAAAGCUAUGGUACGGCAAUUUUAUCGAUCCCAGCUGUCAUUAUUAUUAGUCGUGAAAUAGUAAUUUCUGCCUUGCGUGAACUAAUGGCGCAAUAUGGGCGUGGCACUAAAGUCGCUGUGGCGUACGUAGGCAAGAUUAAAACUUUUAUGCAGAUGAGUGCUAUCGCAGUGCUGCAAUUAGUAAAGCUUGAAGAUAACAAUUUAGUGCCGAAAAAAAAUUAUACUAAA